Messenger RNA from Calypte anna (Anna's hummingbird), 2183 nucleotides. It is a transcript of the gene NCLN, whose product is annotated as nicalin. NCBI's taxonomy places the organism in Eukaryota, Metazoa, Chordata, Aves, Apodiformes, Trochilidae. The record is from RefSeq and is a predicted model, not a curated record. The transcript is spliced from 15 exons. Gene Ontology annotation, cellular component: endoplasmic reticulum membrane. Gene Ontology annotation, biological process: regulation of signal transduction. Bases 68 to 1756 code for a protein of 562 amino acids.
CGUGCGUGCUGUGCGUGCCGUGCGUGCCGGCGGAGCAGGCCGGAGCGGGGGGGCCGGUGCCGCGGCGAUGCUGGAGGAGGCGGGCGAGGUUCUGGAGUCGGUGCUGAAGGCCUCAUGUCUGCCGCUGAGCUUCCUGCUCUUCGUACCCGCCGUGCUGCUGCUCCUGGGGCCGCCGCCUGCUGCCGAGGCCGCCCACGAGUUCACGGUGUACCGCAUGCAGCAGUACGAGCUGGGCGGGCAGCCCUACGGCACCAGGAGCGCCGUGCUCAACACUGAAGCCCGCACAGCCGAGGCCGACGUCCUGAGCCGCCGCUGCGUCAUGAUGCGCCUGGUGGACUUCUCCUAUGAGCAGUACCAGAAGGCUCUCAGACAGUCAGCUGGGGCUGUGGUGAUCAUCUUGCCACCAUCUAUUUCUUCUGUCCCACAGGAUGUUGUCAGGCAAUUCAUGGAGAUAGAGCCAGAAAUGCUUGCUAUGGAAACCAUUGUGCCAGUCUACUUUGCUGUGGAAGAUGAAGAGCUGCUGUCUAUCUAUGAGCAGACACGAGCUGCCUCUGCAUCACAGGGCUCUGCCUCAGCUGCAGAGGUUCUGCUGCACACAGCAACUGCCAAUGGCUUCCAGAUGGUGACCAGUGGGGCUCAAAGCAAAGCUAUCAAUGACUGGCUCAUACCCAGCGUGGAGGGAAGGCUGACAGGACUGGGUGGAGAAGAUCUGCCCACUGUUGUGAUAGUUGCCCACUAUGAUUCUUUUGGAGUGGCUCCAUGGCUGUCCCAUGGUGCAGACUCCAAUGGCAGUGGGAUCUCAGUGCUGCUGGAACUCGCCAGGCUCUUCUCCCGGCUCUACACCUACAGGCGCACCCACGCUGGGUAUAACUUGCUGUUCUUUGCAUCUGGAGGUGGCAAGUUUAAUUAUCAAGGAACCAAGAGGUGGCUAGAAGACAAUUUGGACCACACUGAUUCCAGCCUGCUGCAGGACAAUGUAGCAUUUGUUCUCUGCCUUGAUACUCUGGGCCGAGGCAGCAGCCUCCAUCUCCAUGUCUCAAAGCCUCCCAAGGAGGGGACCUUGCAGCACGCGUUUCUGAGGGAACUGGAGAUGGUUGUUGCCAGCCAGUUCCCAGAGGUGAAGUUCUCCAUGGUGCACAAGAAGAUCAACCUGGCAGAGGACAUGCUGGCCUGGGAGCACGAGCGGUUUGCGAUCCGCCGCCUGCCGGCGUUCACCAUCUCCCACCUGGAGAGCCACCGGGACAGCCUGCGCAACAGCAUCAUGGACAGGAGGGCACGAAUAGACACUAAAGCACUAACCAGGAACACUCGGAUCAUUGCUGAGGCUUUGACAAGGGUCAUCUACAACCUAACAGACAAGGGAGCACCUGCAGAUCUGCAGAUCUUCACGGAUCAGAUGCAGAUCCAGCAGGAACAACUAGAAUCAGUGAUGGACUGGCUGAGCAGUCAGCCCAGGGCUGCCCAGUUGAUAGAUAAAGACAGCACCUUCCUUAACACCUUAGAAUAUUAUAUGGGUCGCUACCUGAAGGAUGUCAAACAGCAUCAUGUAAAGGCAGACAAGAGGGACCCUGAGUUUGUUUUCUAUGACCAGCUGAAACAGGUGAUGAAUGCAUACAGGGUCAAGCCAGCAAUCUUUGACCUCCUCCUGGCUGUCUGUAUUGCAGCAUACCUUGGUGUUGCCUAUGUUGCAGUGCAGCACUUUGGUCUCCUUUACAGGAUGAUACAGAGAUUAUCCACUAAAACCAAGCAGCAGUGAAGCAACAACUCAUCACCCAUACAGCAGCACUGAGCCAUCGGUGAGCCCAUCAGGAACCUUCUGCCUUCCAUUGAAUCCUGCUGGUUUUCUUCCUCUUUUUUUUGUCUUUGCUACUCUAUAGAAUGGAGGAAGGUGGAAAGAAAAUGAAAUUUUAACUCUUGUGCAAUUCUUAAGUGCUUUUCUUCACGUUCUUCCCCUGACUUGCACCAUGUCUGUUUUCCUUUGCUUUUGGCGAGGGAGAGGCUCAGAGACCUCAGCAGUUCUGCAGGUUGUUUAAACACUGAACAACUUAUUCUGAGCAGCUUCUGUGAGUGUAAAACCAAGUCCAGCACCUUCAUGGACACAUGUGCCAACCUGCAAACUGAAACUACCAAGUAGAGUGACAUGGUAUCUCUGCCCAGCAAACAAGGACUCAGAGCAGUUGUUU